GCUGUUUUAGCUGUUUAACUCUUUGAGUUCUUCCUUUCGUUAAAGGUCACAGCAUCUUCUUUUCCUUUCUGGUGAAUAAUUGAUAGUGCUUUUAAAAGGUAGAUGAUACCACCACCAACAAAGGAUUACUCACAAACCAGUCCAGUCAGAGUCCAGAAGUAGUGAGUCUUUGUCCCAUGCAAUAUGUUUUGAAUGUGUGUUAUUACAGGCUAUGGUGAGGGAACGACAGGGUACCUGGGUGCCAUGGCAGGCAAUGGCUAUGGUGGAGAUGCUGGUGCAAAAUCUUUGUCUACAGGUUAUGGGAAUGGUUACAGUGAUGGUUACGGGGCUGCCCUCAGCACAGGAGGCCAAUAUGGACAGGUCCAGGGAGCGUAUGGAGCACUUGGUACAGGACUGGAAUCAACUGGUGGCAAAUAUGGAGGAGCUGCUCAGGUUCCGUAUGGUAACGCUCCAGUGAUUCCUACUGGACUGGAAGGUGAUGGUGGUUACCCGUAUGGCGCUCAGCAGCUCGGGCUCGGUGCUGAAGGUGCCAAAACCCUCAAUAAAUACGGAGCUCAGCAAACAGGUUAUGUUGCACAGCUUGGAACAACUCAAGAUGCCUUUGGAGAGCAAGCUGGCAAAUAUGGCAGAGUGAAUGGUGCCCUUGGAAAUGGAUACAAAGGCUAAUUCAAAUGACCUGGACUUCUUCAAGUGGAUCAUUUCCAUAAUGUGUUCAGUGUAAUGUGUUUUUAAAUCUUUUCAUGUGUUUCAACCCAUUUUUCCUGUUGUGUUAUGUCUGUUUUGUCUUGUUUUAUUUUUCUUAACCCCUUUGUCUUUCUCUGUAAGUGGACAUUUGCUACUUAUGUCUGUGUGUCUUGUUGGUCCAAACCCUUGCAGUGCCCUACCAGUCUUAUUCUGUCGACACUGAAAAAACCUGGUGGCGAUUGAUGAACAUAAAUAGAUGUUAAGUGCAAGAAAAUUGUCUGUAUGUUUUAAAAUGAAUAAUAAAAUGAUGAUUUUACUGUUUGAAGCCAAUAA
Molecule: messenger RNA, 1017 nt
Organism: Morone saxatilis (striped sea-bass)
Lineage: Eukaryota; Metazoa; Chordata; Actinopteri; Moronidae
Product: glycine-rich cell wall structural protein 2
Exons: 11
Coding region: 193-666 (157 amino acids)
Source: RefSeq, a predicted model, not a curated record